AUGGCGGUUCUCUUUCUCUUAGCAGCUUUGCUGCAAGGUGAGGUUGGAGGAUCGGUCACCCAUCAGUGCUUCUACUCCAUCAUGCCGGCCAACAAAUACGACCGAAAAUAUUGGUGCAAAAUAGCAGCAAGCGGAGUUUGCUACACCGUCAUUUCUACAACCGGCUACACCUCAAAGGACUACGUGGGGCGAGUGUCUCUCAAGGACAUCCCCGAGAAUGGCACCUUCACAGUGAUCGUGACAGAGCUGAAGAAGAGUGACACGGGGACCUACCGAUGUGGCAUCGGCACCACCAACAGAGACCUGUACAUCAGCCUGAACCUGACGGUUUUGGCAGAUGCUGGUGCGUUGGGGCCGACUGAACUCAUCCGGGGGGAGCUCCGUGGCUCUGUCACGGUCCUGUGCCCACCGGGGGACACCCAAGGUGGCAAGAAGAGGUUCUGGUGCAAACUAGGGAGGACUGGCUGUGCUCUCAUCGCCGACACCGACGGCUAUGUGGGAAAGAGGUACCAAGGACGAAUCUUUAUCACCCCUCAGGAGAGCUCUGGAGCAUUCAAAAUCUUGAUAAAUGACUUAAAAAAGGAAGACUCGGGGCUGUACAGGUGUGGGAGAGGAAGGCUUAGCGAUCAGCACCAGCAGCUGGUGGCUCUGCAGGUGACAGCAGCCUCCACCCUCCCCAGGAGACCAAAAUUUCUGAGCGGCGCAGUCGGAGGCUCGCUGUCCUUGAAGUGCCACUAUGAUCCCCAGGGGAACUACGAGAAGAAGUAUUUGUGCAGGUGGAAGGGAGCCAGCUGCUCGCUGCUCGUGGAUGCGGACGGGUUUGUGCACGAGUCGUACAAAGGGCGAAUACAAAUCGCCAGCAGCGACCCAGAGAACGGGACUUACACGGUGGUGAUGAGGCACCUGACAGAGGAGGAUGAGGGAUGUCCGGCCACCUACAGCACGCCCACGCAGAGGAGCAUCACGGGCCUGACGUACGCUACAGGCACCGUCACCAGGACCACCAGCACCCUGCUGUCCACUGCCAACCCCGGCGCCUUUGUAACCUCCCCAGACGAAAUCCAUCAUGAGAGCUCAUCAGGUGAAUCCCGUCUACUCCCAGUUGUGUUACCAGCUCUCAUUUUACUGAUUUUCAUCACUAUCUCUAUUCUUGCCCUGACCAAAAUAAAGCUUCAAAAGGAGACGGAAGAGAAUAAAGCCGAAUUUUAA
Messenger RNA from Charadrius vociferus (killdeer), 1209 nucleotides. RefSeq names its product Fc receptor, IgA, IgM, high affinity (gene FCAMR). NCBI's taxonomy places the organism in Eukaryota, Metazoa, Chordata, Aves, Charadriiformes, Charadriidae. The coding region runs from base 1 to 1209 and encodes 402 amino acids. The transcript is spliced from 7 exons. The record is from RefSeq and is a predicted model, not a curated record.